Drosophila eugracilis is the source of this 417-nucleotide messenger RNA. Its product is annotated as protein new-glue 1-like. The record is from RefSeq and is a predicted model, not a curated record. The transcript has a single exon. Bases 92 to 352 code for a protein of 86 amino acids. NCBI's taxonomy places the organism in Eukaryota, Metazoa, Arthropoda, Insecta, Diptera, Drosophilidae.
CAAAUCACAACAUACGACAGCUUACAAAAGCAUUUUUCGAGUUUCCAUUCGAUUUAAAUAAAAGUUGGAAGCACUCUCAGGAUACCUUAAGAUGAAGUUCCUUUUCGUGGUCGCUCUUAUUGCUUUGGCCAUACAGGUGGCCUAUUCUGCCUCCAACACAACAACAACUACAACAGAUGCAACGACUACAACAACCACUGAUGCAACAACAACCACAACCGCCUCUUCCACCCACAAGAAGCGCUGUUGGAAGGGCAACAACUGGUGCCACACUCGCAUCCCCAAGAAGAAGUGCAAGCACCCAAAGAGGUGCCACAAGACCGUCGUUAUUGUGACCCAUAGGAAGAACUAAAUUUCAUAAGUAAAUUGCCAAAGGACAAGACUCUUAAUAAAUAUGUUAAAAUCUAUACAAAAAAU